Messenger RNA from Eriocheir sinensis (Chinese mitten crab), 1530 nucleotides. RefSeq names its product pyrroline-5-carboxylate reductase 3-like. Gene Ontology annotation, molecular function: pyrroline-5-carboxylate reductase activity. Gene Ontology annotation, biological process: L-proline biosynthetic process. Lineage: Eukaryota; Metazoa; Arthropoda; Malacostraca; Decapoda; Varunidae. Bases 284 to 1249 code for a protein of 321 amino acids. The record is from RefSeq and is a predicted model, not a curated record. The transcript has 8 exons.
GGCAUGAGUGAGCCAACACGAGGUGGUGGGUCAGGUGGGCGAGGGCCGCGGGACAACAACAGUACAGUGGACACUCCUUCUCACAGCGCUGCGUGGCAGGGAUGCUCAGGAGCCGCGACGUCGUUCUCGUCCUCUUCGUGACCCACACCUGGCCAGCGUGAUCCCAGCAAGAGUGACGGUGUGCACCUGUUGCCAGUCACCUGUGCCUUGUGUCAAGACUCCAGGUGAGGUGACAGGCCGCAUGAAGUGAUCGCCCCCCCCAGCCACCGUCAAGACCCCCAGCAUGGCCGCCCUCAGGAUUGGAUUUAUCGGGGCGGGCAACAUGGCCCAGGCGCUUGCCAAGGGCUUUAUCUCGUCAGGCCUGGCCCAGCCCCAGCACGUGAUAGCCUCCUGUCCCCCGGCUGACCAACACCUCCUCCAGCAGAUGCAGUCGAUGGGCUGCACCACCACACACGAGAACCGUGAGGCCGCCGCCGCCUCGGACGUGGUGGUGGUGUGCGUGAAGCCGAACAUCGUGGGCCGCGUGCUGACGGACCUGAAGUCCUGCAUCACACCGGCCCGACCCCUCGUCACCUCCGUGGCCCUGGGCGUGACGCUGGCUGCCAUGGAGGCCGCGCUGCCCCCCGAGGCCCGCGUGGUCAGGAUCAUGCCCAACACCCCCGCCCUCGUGCAGCUCGGCGCCUCGGUCUUCAGCCGCGGCACCAACGCAACGCACGCCGACGCAGAGCUCACGCACAGGAUGCUGAAGGCGGUGGGGCAGUGCGACGAGGUGCCGGAGUCCUUCCUCGACGCUGUGACGGGCCUCAGCGGAGCAGGGCCCGCCUAUAUGUACCUGGUGGUGGAGGCGCUGGCUGACGGCGGCGUGAGGAUGGGGCUGCCCCGACAACUGGCGCAGAGGCUGGCGGCGCAGACCAUGAUGGGCGCUGCCAAGAUGGUGCUGUCGACAGGCAAACACCCCGGGCAGCUGAAGGAUGAAGUGUGUUCCCCUGGAGGUUGCACCAUUCAAGGCGUGCAGGUGCUGGAGGACGCUGGGUUACGCUCCGCCCUCAUCUCCGCCGUGCAUCGAGCCGCCGCCGCCUCCGCCAUCCUAGGCAAGCCACCACCACCACCAUCACCGUCACCAUCACCGCCAGCACCCUCACCAUACCAGACAGCACCGUUAUCACCAUCCCCCUCGUCACCACCACCCCCAGGCCCCACAGUGUUCCGCAGGCCCACCUCCCCCCCUGUGGCACCCCAGCCGGCUUAGUGGAGAGAGAGAGGGAGAAUCCAUACCUCUUAUAUAGUGAAGAUUGGUGCCAUAUUUACUUCUAUUAUCAUCAAUAUAGCCUAAUAUUUACUAUCCUUAUAAGGCGUAAAAAUAUAUGCCAUUCUGUACCUAGAUGGAUAACGCUCCUAUGAUUUUUUUUGUAACUGUGGUAGCCUAUUUUUUUGUUAUUGUAUCAGUCGUAAUAUAUAUACCCUUUUUUAUAUGUUGUAGAUUUAUACCUAGGAGAAUAUGAAAAGACGAAAUUAAACAAGAAAAAUGAA